UAAAGUAGAUAUUGCAGAUGUUCAUUGUAUUUAUAAAUAAGGUUGUGCAGAUAGUCCAAAGCAUAUGGCAUGUGGGGCUCGAAACCUCCCCUGCUUCCUCACUCAGAUUUGCACUAUUAUCUCAUGCUUCACUGCACUUAAUUUGGUUUCAUUAUAAUUACACUGCAGCUGUUGCUUCAAUCAGUAUCUUUCUUCUUUUGCUACUAUGGCUGCUAUGAAAUCUCUCUUUCUUCUCUUGCUCACUACUCUUACAGUUUCAACAAUGGUUUCGACAAAAGAUGAUGACCUGUUGGAGGCUGGUUAUGCCAUUGUAAAACCCUCCCCUGCUGUCCCGGUCAAAGCGCCACUGCCACCUUCAAUUGGAAUCCAGGUAACACCACCACCUCCACCACCCGUUCUUGCUCCACCGCUUAAGCCACCACCUGCAGCUCCCCAGCCCCCUCCACCAAGAAACACAAAAGAAUGUUACCCUCCAUGUGUGGUGAGGUGCAAAUUGCAUUCAAGGAAGAAUGUAUGCCUGAGAGCUUGUGUGACAUGCUGUGACAGAUGCAAAUGUGUUCCUCCUGGACAAUAUGGCAACAAAGAGAAGUGUGGCAAGUGCUAUGCUAAUAUGACCACUCGCGGCGGAAGACCAAAGUGCCCCUGAACUCAUGCCUAAAUUACUACCACCACCAAUCUCAACAAGCUGGAGGAUAUAUAUGUGUGUAAUAAAAUUUUGACACUAGUAAGCAAAUAAAUUGUAAGAGGUUCCCCGGCUGCACUGAGGAACCACUUAUAUCCUCUUGUUGUCUUUGUAUCAAGUUUGUUUCUCCCUUGGACUGUAUCUUUCUUAAACUUUACGUUAUCCAGGAGCGAUCUAGCAAGAGGUACGGGACACGUGUCCCCCGUAAGAUUAUUUUUCCAUGUUUUCACCAUUCAAAAUUUUUCAAAAUUUGAAAAUAUACAUGUGUUUUUCGAAAAUCUGUUUGAUACCUCCCAAGAAAAUAAUCCUAGAUCCGCCCCUAAUCUUACCAAAAAAAAUUCUAGAAUGAUCCGAAAUUCAUAUGUCUACGAACCUAAACCAGACCCCAGAAGUUUACAAGUGUUUUUCGGGUUGGUAAUAAUCUGAGAAAUUUAACCGUACCUCCAAACAAAUGAAAACAAACAUAACUAUUAACCACAGCAUAAGUCAGUACUAACGCCAGAAACGUAACGUUAGAACGCGAGCCAAUGCUCUUCGGUAUUGCCAUCAGGCCAGUGACUCCAUAACAGUACAAACCAAUCGACAAUGCCACAAUGAACAAAUAACACAGCUACAGCUAUCACCAGGGUUCACCAAGUUUCCAAAACAACAAGAACGAAUUUCCAUAGUUCUUAUCACCGAUUAAACUACACAUUCACUCGCCCUAUAAAAAGGCCUCGCAACAAUGAGAUAUGCACCAGCAAUCCAUCGCCACUCGAGACCUAAUCAUUAAAAUAUAAUCAUCGAGGUUGAUUUCAGUUAGAAUGGGUUUCGAGAAGAUCGCUGCUGCUUUUGCUAUCUGGUUUGUAUUGGCAAUAUGCAUGGUGGGUGCACAAGUGGAGUCACCUGCCUCUCCUCCUACUUCUUCAGCAUCCUCGUACGGACUUGAAUCCAUCUUUAUGGGAGUUGCAGGCGUGGCCAUUUCAUCUCUUGUUCUUAAAGCUCUUUCUUAAAUCUGCUUGGUCCUGAUUAUAUGUUGUGUGUUUUUCGAUUCUUGUUUCGGGAUUUUUCAUGUCAUGCUUUUGAAGUGGCAAUGUGGCGGUAAUAAACUGUGCAACGCGAUUUGAUGAUUUAAUGUAUUUUUUCUAUACGUGUUUUCAUUUAUGCAAA
Messenger RNA from Daucus carota subsp. sativus, 1831 nucleotides. RefSeq names its product gibberellin-regulated protein 14-like. The coding region runs from base 206 to 646 and encodes 146 amino acids. NCBI's taxonomy places the organism in Eukaryota, Viridiplantae, Streptophyta, Magnoliopsida, Apiales, Apiaceae. The record is from RefSeq and is a predicted model, not a curated record. The transcript is spliced from 5 exons.